CUUCUUUAACCACAACCAAGGAUUUCUGGCCCCCCCUAAAAGAAAAACCACAACUAACCAAGGACAAUAUGAUUCAGACACAAGCAUGCUUUUCAGUAAUACAAUCUGUAAAGGAAAGAGAAGACAAAUAAGAAAAAGCAUAGAGAUCUUUUGACAACCAUUGCUCUCUUUUCUUUGCUAUUUCCUAUAAACUAAUUCUCCAUUUAAUUUAGUCCCUCCCUAACUGAUUGUCAACUUUCUAAAAUCUUCCAAAUCCAACACAUUUCUCAACUCCUAUAGAAAUCAGAUGAACCCAUCUGUUUAGACAAAAUGUCUUCUCAGCUGCUGUGGUUUGUGUUUGUGUUCAGUAUCAUAACAUUUGUAGAGGGAAACAUAAGUAUUGGAGGUGAAGCAUGCAGCCUCAAUGAUCUGAGGGGUCUAACCAGUUUCAAGGCUGGAAUUCAGAUUGACUCGUCUGGCCGGCUACCAAAGUGGGUUGGUCAUAGCUGCUGCAAGUGGGAAGGCAUUGUCUGUGAUAACAGAACCGGCAGGGUAAUAGAAAUUUAUCUUCCGGGACUCAUUUCCUCUGAUGAAUUCUUUUUUCAGUCACAGAUGAAUGGCCAGUUAUCUCCUUUGAUAACACUUCUCACUUCCCUUGAAGUCAUUGAUCUUGGUGGACUCGUUGGUCUUGCUGGAAACAUCCCAUCAUCGAUCGGUUAUCACCUCCCGAAUCUCCGAAAGCUCAAUCUCUAUGGCAAUAAUCUAACUGGUGAUGUACCAGAAAGCAUUGGUAAGCUGUCAAAACUUGAAGAGCUUCUACUGUACGAAAAUAGAUUAUCUGGGUCACUCCCUCCAAGCCUUGGAAGGCUAGAGAAUCUGAAAAUGCUGCUUUUAUAUUCAAACCAAUUUUCCGGUCCUAUACCUGACUCCUUUACAAACUUGACAAAUUUGAUACAUUUAGAUCUUCACAGUAAUUAUCUGACUGGUCAAAUUCCAGAUAGAAUUGAUCAGUUGCAGGUUUUGAAAGAGCUUGAUCUUUCAAACAAUUCCUUAAGGGGGAAGAUUCCCCAGUCAUUAACUAAUUUAACCUCCAUUUCAGUUAUGUACUUGGACACCAACUAUCUUGAGGGAGAAAUCCCAUUUCCAUCAAGUUUUGGCCAAUUGCCUUCUCUUGCUUUUCUAAGACUGCAUAAUAACAGUCUGAGUGGAAAGAUACCACCCAGCUUUGGAUAUUUGGUCUCCCUCCAAAGAGUUUCUCUGGCAAAUAAUAACCUUAGUGGAGCAGUUCCCUCCAGUUUGGGGAACUUAGUAGCUUUGACAGAGCUAUAUCUUGGUGGCAACAGGUUAUCUGGCCAAAUACCAACAUCAAUUGGUCAACUUUCUCAGCUUAUUCUCUUGAGUAUUUCUCAUAAUUUGAUUCAAGGACCAUUGCCUCAUGAGAUGUCAUUACUCCAAAAUCUUCAAACGCUUGAUCUUUCAUUCAACAGUUUAGAACUCUCCACUAUACCACAGUGGCUGGCAGAACUGCCAUCUCUUUCCAAGAUCUUCUUGGCGGGAUGUGGAAUCCAAGGCAAAAUUCCAGAGUUCUUGCAAACAACUCCGAGUCCGAUACAGGAACUGGACUUAUCAGCUAACAAUCUCAGUGGAAGCAUUCCAGCAUGGCUUGGAAGCCUCACUCAGCUCUACUUGUUAAAUCUUUCUGGGAAUUCACUCGUGUCAAAUAUUCCUGACACAGUUACAAGUUUGCAAGAUUUGGGUGUGCUUGAUCUCCACUCAAAUAAGUUAACAGGCCCCAUAAAUCAGAUUUUCGAGAUAGGAAAAGGCUUUCCUGAUGGAUCACUAACGUGCAUUGAUCUUUCUGAUAACAGCUUUUCAGGAGGAAUUGAAGAAAUUGGUAUGGGAGCACAAUGUGGGAUUCAGUUUCUUAAUUUAUCACACAACUUCUUGGAAGGCAGAAUACCAAUGACUAUAGCAAGAAUGAUAUCUAUGCAAAGUUUGGAUUUGAGCUACAAUGAGUUAAGCUUCAACUUGCCAGAGGCUCUAGCAAAUGUAAGCUUGUUAGAAACACUGAAGCUGCAGAAAAACCACUUCACUGGUAAAAUACCAAUUGGGUUUUUGGAGCUGAGAAAUCUCAAGGAAUUGGACUUAUCAGAUAAUCUACUGGAGGGGGAAAUCCCUGUGGGAGAACCCCUAAUUAACUUUCCUGAGAGCUCCUACUCUGGGAACAAAGGUUUAUGUGGGAAGCCUCUUACUCCUUGUAAGCCGAGGUUUUGAGUUAAAUUCUUGAUUACUCAAGAAGUAGAACCUAUGAUUGUUUCUCAAAUUGAGUCUAUGUAUAUACUCUUCAUUUUAAAGAUAUAUUUGGAACUGUUGGUCCUUCUGUAGAAGGCCAAGGGCACAGGACUAAUGUACCAAGUUAUAUGCAUUGCAUUGCAUCAGGAAAGACAAGUAAUUUAGCACUUAAAUAUUAAAUUCCCCAUGCUUCAAGUGCGAAGAUAGGAAUCUGAGUGCUUUUUUCCCAUUUGCGAAAUUGUAUGGAGUGAGUAUAUACACUUUUGACCCACAGUCUACUCAAGAUUCUUUCCUAUCUAACACCAUACUCAACAUAUCCUGUUUCACCAGUUCUACACAUGUUAUUUUAGACUUCCAACUACCUCUUUUUUACUCCCUCAACUCUAACUCUUUCUCACAAGUGCAUUACUCAAUCUCCAUUGCACAUGACCUGACCAUAUUAUGCGAAUCUUGUCAUUUUCUCAACCUCAAUUGGAGCAGUACUUGCUUCCACUCAUGCUGUGAUUCACAGUCAGGAUCUUUAAUCAUUAAAGAGUACAAGAGUUUAUACAGGUACACACAAUAUAAGAGAAUUUCUCUAAAAUUAGCCUUUAUUAAUUUUAACCUUUAAGCCUUACAUUGUUUUAGUAAUUGUAAUAAUUUCAAAGGGGCUCCUGAUUAUUCCCCAGUUGCCUGUAA
Messenger RNA from Quercus lobata, 2949 nucleotides. RefSeq names its product LRR receptor-like serine/threonine-protein kinase FLS2. NCBI's taxonomy places the organism in Eukaryota, Viridiplantae, Streptophyta, Magnoliopsida, Fagales, Fagaceae. The record is from RefSeq and is a predicted model, not a curated record. Bases 310 to 2253 code for a protein of 647 amino acids. The transcript has a single exon. Gene Ontology annotation, molecular function: protein binding.